Messenger RNA from Lingula anatina, 2634 nucleotides. RefSeq names its product metalloprotease TIKI1. Gene Ontology annotation, biological process: negative regulation of Wnt signaling pathway. Gene Ontology annotation, molecular function: metalloendopeptidase activity. The record is from RefSeq and is a predicted model, not a curated record. Lineage: Eukaryota; Metazoa; Brachiopoda; Lingulata; Lingulida; Lingulidae. Gene Ontology annotation, cellular component: membrane.
AAUCGCUUCUUAACCACUGCGCGCAUACGCUCACUCAAACUCAGUCGAGGCACAAGCGAGGAGCGAGUUUUCCAAAGUUUUCUUGGCAAAUGAGUAGCAAAUGCCACGCUUUGGGUGUUCGUAAAUAUUUAGUCAGAUAUAUUUAGCCAUGCAGAGACCGUCGAAAUCAUUUGGGGAGGAAUUACUGAGUAACGAAGAGGAAGAACCGGCAAGAUCGGCUCCCCAUUCAUUGAAUCAAUACUGAGUAGCGUUGACAUUGAUAGCAAUGUGCGAACACCAUGCCAUCAGGGUUACUAGUCUUUUUGUGGAUACUACUACUACUGCAGAGUAUAGCCGGCGUGGACACAGGGGGGACAAGUUGGGGACCCGGAGCCUUGGCCCAUUGUGAGCACACUAGUGACCAAAAUCAACUCAACUCAUUCUUAUGGACAGUUAAGAGAGAUCCGCCGGCAUAUUUCUUUGGAACGAUUCACGUACCUUACACAAGGGUGUGGGAUUUUAUUCCAGAAAAUGCAAAACAGGCAUUUAGACAAGCACAGAAUAUUUUUUUCGAGUUGGAUCUUACGGAUCCUUCCACCAUCUCAGCAUUAGCGACAUGUCAGAUGUUACCCCAUGGGGAAAACUUGCAGGAUGUUCUACCCCAGGAUAUUUAUCGAAGGCUCAAACGACACUUAAAUUAUGUGAAAGAAGAAAUGCCAAAAUGGAUGACACCAGAUCAGAGAGGGAGGGGUCUAUAUGCCGAUUAUUUAUUCAAUGCAAUAGCAGGGAACUGGGAGCGAAAGAGACCAGUAUGGGUUAUGUUGAUGGUGAACUCUCUGACGGAGAGCGAUAUCAAAUCUAAAGGAAUUCCAGUAUUGGAUCUAUACUUGGCCCAGCAAGCUGAAAGGAUGAGCAAAACCACGGGUGCUGUUGAGAGAGUGGAGGAGCAGUGUGUUCCUUUAAAUGAACUCAACUUUUCUGAGGUAGUAUUUGCCUUAAACCAGACCCUGUGGCAGCAUGAAAACUACAGAAUUGGCAUGGGGAAUAUGCCGUACACUACAGAAGACUUAAUAAAACACUAUAACUGUGGAGACUUGAACUCUGUCAUUUUUAACCAAGACUCAGCCCAAGUGCCGAAUCUCGUCAAUACCUCGCUCCCACCUAGGGAGCUUUCAACUGCCAAAAAUAUUGACAAUUAUUUCCGACAAGAACUUAUCUACAAACGAAAUGCCCGAAUGGCACGGAGAGUAGGACAGCUUUUAAAACAGUACCCGGACAGAAGUUUUUUCUUUGCUUUUGGUGCAGGUCACUUUUUAGGCAAUGAUACAAUAAUAGACCACUUAAGAAAGCUUAACUUUGAUGUUGAGCAUACGCAAUCACAUGAGACAGUGCAAAGAUCUUCAAAAAGAGGAAGAUCCAGACCUAACCUCCUACCUGUGGCAGUGCCAGACAUGCCUGCAGACUACCCACUCCUGGUGGAUCCUAAUGUAGACCCAUUUGGGAGACACAAUAGAAGGUCUCGCAAAAGAAAAAAUAGACAUAGAAAAAAGAAGAAAAGGAGAAAGAAUAAAAAGAAAAAGGCCAGCUUUAAUGAACUGUGGGUCAGAAUUUCAACAACAGAAAGUUCCACCACAGAGGCAACUACUUAUGAUGCUAAGCCAGUCCCUCCCCAAACCACCCCUUUGUCCUUAGAUUCAUGGUACAACAGUAUAUCUGCUGCAACAGCCAUUCAAAGCAAUCCAUUGAAUCUUUUUGCUGCCACUUUACUCCACCUCUUUUUAAUAAGAACUUUGAGAUGACAAUUAGAACAAUAAACCUUGUGUUAUGUCUUGAUAUUUUUACUCUUUAGAUAAACGCAGACAUGUUCAUUAAGUCUCAUAUUAGUAUGGUGGUUUGAGGAAAGACAAUUUACCUCAAAUUAUUUUAGAAUUAGUGAAAAUAAAAUUACGAUAGGGACUGCCUAAAUUAUGUUUAUGCUAAAAAUACUGUCAAUUAUGCAUUACACAUUUUUCAAUUUUUACACAAGUACUUUUAAUAAGUUUGUAAGCUACAUAUAUUAAUGGUGGUAUGAUGUACAAUAUAACUUAAGAUGGAUUCUUUAGACAGAAUCAUAUCUGGAAUACUGAGCAUUUUCCUAAGCAUUUAUGCCUUAAACACAUACUUGUUUUAUUGACAAACUCAAGUGGGGGGAGAUGUUCACUGCUCUUCAUUAUUUGCAAAUGGAUUACUUUAAGCAUGCAAAAGUAUUAUGAAGAAAUCAAAGCUGUAAAUGUGACUGUUUAUAUAUUUACCAAUUAUUGCUAAUCUGUAUAUAGAAAAACAUAAUUAUAUAUAUAUAUAUGUACAUAUAGUUUUUAAUUAUUUGAGUGCAAGGAGAGGGCAUGGGGAACAGCCACUCAUUUGUCUCAGGGGUUCUAUUUAUAGCUGCUAGAAGUGAAUGAAAUUUAUUUUUGUAUUUUUUUGUAUAUAGCUUGUAAAUAGAUUCCAUCUCAAGUGUGAUAGAAAAACUGGCGAGUAAAGUGCCACAGCUAUGGCUUCAAUAUGACAGACACUAACAAAUGUUACAAAAUGUAUCUGUUUAGGCUUUGUUGUAUUUUCAAUAUUGCCUCAACAGAAAACUUCAAAAGUGAUGAAUGUUGGGGAUAUUGAAUGAUU